This is a messenger RNA of Anoplophora glabripennis (Asian longhorned beetle), 1555 nucleotides long. RefSeq lists its product as uncharacterized. The coding region runs from base 335 to 1369 and encodes 344 amino acids. The transcript has 2 exons. NCBI's taxonomy places the organism in Eukaryota, Metazoa, Arthropoda, Insecta, Coleoptera, Cerambycidae. The record is from RefSeq and is a predicted model, not a curated record.
CCUGGGAGCUGUAUGACCUUGUCGCUGGUGGAGGGGCUUAAGUAGCUACAGUGAACCCAAGAGCUAAACCGGCGGGAGUUUUAUACUCCUGGCAGGGUCACCCAAGCCGGAAAGGUCGAGGGAGAGUAGUGAAAACUAAGAAACAGCUCAGCUACCCAAGCCAAGGUGGAAACGCAUCGUGCCGAGGGCUGAAUGGUGCGGGGGUAGGUAAAAAUGUCGCAUCGCAAACGAUCUCUUUGGGGAACCUGGCGCACCCCAUCGUAUUUAGCCUUCCGUCAGGCAUGGGGCACUACCUGGCGGUGACUUUUAUUUCCUCCAGACUCGUGGGACCUUUAUGGACCAUAAAUCAAAAAAACGGGAACCCGAAAGGGGGCCGUCAACAUCCGCCGGGGAAGCAGUAAUUGCUGACCAGGCGGAAAAUAAAACAGCCACUGGGAAGCAAACACCAGUGACUACUAUCUCUAGGGGAGUCGACAGACUGAACCUGGAAGGUAGGAAGAAAUUGUCUGGUGCGCAAAAGCGCAAACUUAAAAAACUGCGGAAGGCAGAGGCGGGAAAAGGACAGGGGCCGGUGACGGAACCUGGCUCAAGUACCACUCUAACUCCGCAGGCUGCUGAACCGGGGCCAAGUGGACUCGGGAAGAAACGUGGACGGUCGGACGGUAGUGAGCCGAUUUCCGACCGGCCUGUUUCCAAGAGGCCUAAGGCCACGGGACAGCGUGGCAAGACUUACGGGGAGGCGCUGUCGGGGAUCCAAGCAGUGGUGGUCCCCCAUGGAUACCCGGAGGUCCGAAUGGAUGAGGACCAGAUGGGACUUGUCCAGUCGGCGCUUCUGGGGGCCAUUGAUGGGAUCGCGGGCGAGGGUACACGACCGCGCUUCCUGGAGUGUCGUCGAAGGGGGGGAACGCUAGCGAUCACCGCCUUCAACGAGGAGAGCCUGCAAUGGCUGAAGACGACCACGGCGAGCUUGGUGCCUUGGGAGGGGGCUAGACUCAGCGCUGUUGAGCCUAGGGACCUACCUAAGUUCACUAAGUUCAUCGUGUGGAUUCCGGGUCAUCCUGAUGAACCGGAAACCAUCAUGCGCCGUCUGGAAAACCAGAACGGGGAAUUGAGGACGGGGGCCUGGAGGCUAAUCAACCGCAAGGUUGAGGAGAAGGGCCAGACCCUAGUCCUCUCAGUAGAUGAGAUGAGUGUGAAGGUACUUCAGAAGGAGGGCUUCAGACCAUUUCUGAACUUCACCAGGGUCCUUUUUAGGAACCUGGAGAAGGGCAGGGUAGAUUUGGGACCUUCUGAUGAAGAUCAGGAGGGACCAAAAUCUGUAUUAUCUGGUCAAAUUCCAGGUAAUACAAGCGAACAUUCAGCACAGUAGAGCGGCAUCUGCUGCUCUCUGUGCCAGUGUGGCGCGCGUAAAUGCGGAUUUAGCUUUGAUCCAGGAGCCUUGGGUACAUGGAUCCCGGAUCAGAGGAUUGCAGGGUUCUGCACGGAUGACCUGGUGGCGGCCGAAGUGACUUAUGUAUCGGAGGGAACGCAGAGACAACUGGUAGUUUGCUCAGCG